AUGUUCGGGCGGUUCUUCAUACCCGAAGACCAUAUCUUUUAUCGGUCGCCGUCCGGCCUGUCCGCCGCAUUCGUGAACCUCCGGCCGAUCGUCCCCGGGCAUGUGCUGGUGGUACCGCAGCGGGUAGUCGACAGGGAGAAGGAGCUGGAUGAGGAGGAGUCCCUGGACUUGUGGAAGACAGUGCGAGAAGUGGGUCAUAGGGUGGAGGAGGAGUACAAGGCCUCAGCGCUGAACAUCGCUGUGCAAGACGGGAAGGCUGCCGGGCAGUCUGUCCCUCAUGUUCACUUUCACAUCCUGCCGAGGGCGGUCGGGGACUUCGAGAGGAACGACGACGUGUACGACAAGAUCGAGGAGUUUGAUGCUCGUCCAACGAAGCUGCACGUGCCGGAAGAUUCAGAGCGGAAGGACAGGACGUUCGAGGAGAUGAAGGAGGAGGCAGGGAGGCUGAGGAGGUUGUUUGCGGUGAAUACAUAA
Guillardia theta CCMP2712 is the source of this 474-nucleotide messenger RNA. RefSeq lists its product as hypothetical. The transcript has 2 exons. The record is from RefSeq and is a predicted model, not a curated record. Bases 1 to 474 code for a protein of 157 amino acids. Gene Ontology annotation, molecular function: catalytic activity. Lineage: Eukaryota; Cryptophyceae; Pyrenomonadales; Geminigeraceae.